AUGUAUUAUCUAUUUAUUCAAGUUUUUAUAAUUUUUUUUCCUUUCUUUAAUUCUUCUUCUUUCUCUUUCUUUUCUAACAAUUUUCUUUCUACAUGCAGCCUGCUGCUUCUGUUUUCUUUUCUCUCAUUCCUUAACUUCCAUUCCAUCUUUAUUAUAGAUUCACAGUUACCUCCCUUACGCCGACUUUUUUUUUUAUUCAUAUUCAACAUUCUCAACCAUUCCAGACAUAAUGCACAAAUCUAUCUGUCGCUGCUGGGUCAUUAUCUGUCUGUCUAUCUAUCUAGCUAUCUAUCUGUCUAUCUCAUCCGUACUUCCAUUUUUCCUUCAAACUUUUGUCUCUUUUUCCUUCUUUCAUUUUUUCUAGUCAUUUUGCCUCUUUUUUCUUCUUUCAUUUUUCUGUUAGUUUUGCUCUUUUCAUUUCGUUUUCUUCUCAAAUUUCUUUUCCCCUCUUUUGUUUCUUUCAAUUUAUUUUAUUUUGAAAGAAAAAAUAUCCUUUUGCCUCUUGUUAAUUCUUUCAUUAUUCUUUCAAUUAUUUCUCUGUUUUUCUUUCAAAUAUUUUGUCUCUGUUUCAUUUUUCUUUCCCCAUUUUUUUCUCUUUAUUUUUCUUAA
This is a messenger RNA of Acanthosepion pharaonis, 609 nucleotides long. Lineage: Eukaryota; Metazoa; Mollusca; Cephalopoda; Sepiida; Sepiidae. The record is from the annotation of a GenBank genome assembly.